Molecule: messenger RNA, 2943 nt
Organism: Stegodyphus dumicola
Lineage: Eukaryota; Metazoa; Arthropoda; Arachnida; Araneae; Eresidae
Product: PMS1 protein homolog 1-like
Biological process (GO): mismatch repair
Cellular component (GO): MutLalpha complex
Molecular function (GO): ATP binding; ATP hydrolysis activity; ATP-dependent DNA damage sensor activity
Source: RefSeq, a predicted model, not a curated record
AUACAACAAAUUUAACCAAUUAUGCUUCAAUUUGUUUAUUUUGUAAAUAAAUUAUGAGUCAAAUCAAAGAACUGCCAAAAUCAUCUUCUCGAAUUCUUUCUAGCACACAGAUUAUAACAACAGUUUCCAGUGUCGUGAAAGAACUUGUUGAAAACGCUAUCGAUAGUUCUUGUACAAAUGUAGAAGUUAGAUUAGAGGAUUAUGGACUAGAAAAAAUAGAAGUUAAAGACAAUGGAAGUGGUAUUCAUAAAAAUGAUAUUCCUUUAGUUGUUAAACCUCAUUUUACAUCAAAAAUAACAUCACAUUUAGAUUUAGAUAAAGUACAAACUUAUGGAUUCAGAGGUGAAGCUUUGGCUGCAUUAUGUGCUGUAUCAGAUUUGGUAAUAACUACAAAAAGAACCGACGAAGAUAUUGGUUUCAUUUACACUUUUAAUCACAAUGGAGAAGUUAUUAAUCAAAAACCUUGCUCUUGUUCUCAAGGUACAACUGUAGCUGCUUUCAAUUUAUUUAAGAACAUCCCUGUAAGGAGACAGUUUUAUCGUUCUAUUAAAAACAAGAAAGAAGAACUGAAAAAUGUUGAAGAUAUUCUAAUUUCUUUUGGAUGCAUACAAACUGGUGUUAGAUUCAUUUUGGGCCAUAAUAAACACCAGUUAUGGCAGAAAACUGUUGUUCGUGAUGCUGAGGCUGGAUUAAUUCAAGUUUUUGGAAAUUCUGUUGUUGAUCAUUUGGAAAAAAUUGACUAUUUUUCUGAGAAUAUUCAGAUGAAACUGGAAAUAUUCUUGCCUAAGAGAAAUUCGCCAUCUUACUGCGGAUAUAGCUCAUCUACCCGUUGCAUUGUUGCUGUGAAUAAGCGUCCAGUUCGAAUGAAAGCGAUUGACAAGAUCCUGAAAGAAUAUCAUAAUAACUGUGUGGAUGGAUCUAGUUCAUCUCGUUAUCCUAUUUGUUACUUAUCAAUCACCCUGCCUUUAGCCAGUGUUGAUGUUAAUGUUGAACCAAAUAAGACAUCUGUUUUGUUGCAUAAUAUGGAUGAAAUUUUAGAGGAGCUUUCCAAGCUGUUGAGUACCUUCUAUGAGACAAGUUCAUCUACUCAGAAGGAAUGUCGUGAUCCAUCUUCAUCUGGAAAUUAUUUAUUGAAUAAUGAACAGGAAAAAUUCAAUGGGCAUAAAAUGCCCGAUACAUCAGAAAAUCUUCUAAAAAAUCCUACAUUUGAUAAACAAAUUCAGCACUCUAUGCUUAGCUCUCAACUUGGAAAUCCUGUUUGGACUGGUGCUUGUAAAGAGACUCUUUCUGCGAGUAAGAAGAUGAGUCGAAAGAAUAACUUAAUUACUCCAACAAAUAAAAGAAUGAAAACUUCAACUGGCAGUACUUUACCAGCAGAUGAUGUGCUUAAACAUAUAAACACCAUGAACAAAUUCUUUUCAUCUAAAGAAAAUGUGCCAGAAGAUAAAAAUAAACUUUUAGAAUCAAAUUUAAAGCCUACUGAAAAUCUUUUUGCCAUUACUGUGCAGAGGAACGAUUUUAGAAAUACUGGUAAUAAAACUACUGAUUUAGAUCAGUGCAAUAAUAAAAACAGUAGUUCUGUGGCUGAACUUGCUAAUAAUAGCGGCCUUAUAGCGAUGGAAUGUGCUUUAACAUCUGAAAGGAAAAGUUCUUCUCUUCAACCAUGUGAAGUGACAAUAAGCACAGAUAACUCUAGCACAUUUUAUGCUACAAAAUCAUGGUCUCAUGGAAUACAUCCAGAUGGCAAAUUUGUCCAGCCUGUUUCUGUUCUCAAACCUAAAAUGCCAUGUCGUUCUUCUAACACUGAUGAAAACAUCCUGCAUGUUCAAAGCUUAGAAGAAAAGUCUUCUGGAACUAAUAAUAAAAUUCACAAAGACAAUGACAAGAUAGAGUUUCCUAAUAAUAUUUCAGAACUUCAGCGUAAACUGACUGCUUUUGAUUAUUUUUGCAGGCAAAACAGGCUUGAAGUUGCUGCUCAGAAUCCUGAAUUCAAUAAUCAUCAGAUUGCUCAAGUGUUGACUGAAAAGUGGAGUCAUUUAUCUGAAGAGGAGAAAGCUGCAUUCAAAAGCUUGGCUUCUAAAGGCUACCCAAAAAAUGUAAAGAAAAAGGAAAAAGUUAGUAAAGCACUAACUCAACAGUUAUGUAAAAAGAAAACUGUAUCACGGCUGUCAGCAAAUAUUACAAUGAAAAGGAAACAAAAAGUCAAAGAAAAAGAAGUCAUAUUUAGCAUUCAAAUGGUACAAGAUGCCAUGAAAAUGAGUUUUCAAAAAGAAAAGAAAGGGAAUUUUGAUUUGAUAAAUCCCUUGGCACCAGGUGUUUGGUUGUGCAGACAAAAUAAUAAAUUGUAUUUACUGAAUACUUUUCGUCUACAAGAAACAAUUAUCUACUAUACGUUAUUAGAAACUUAUCAGUUUGAAGCUGAGCCUCUGAAUCCUCCAUAUGAAAUAUGUCUGAGUUCCUUAGGAAAUGAUGAAAUUCUUCAGACAGUAUUACACUUGUGGGAUACUGCUGGCAGUGUUAGUGGAGAUCCUGUGCUUGAUGAAAGAUUAACUGCUAAUGGCUUUAACCUCAGAAUUUUAAAAGAUGGGAAUGAAGUUGCAUUAGAAUUAAUGGGCAAGACACCAAAAAUUGCAUUUUAUGGUAUUGAAGAUUUAAAAGAAAUCUUAAUUCUUCUUAAACAGAAGGGUUAUUCUGCAAAAUUAUCUGAUUGUCGACCAGGCAAAGUCAUCCUCUAUCUACAAGGUGAAGCUGUUCGCAUUGCAAGACAGUGUCCUGCUAACCCAAGAAUAGACGAUGUUGAAGAACUUCUUAAAAAAAGAGAAAUGCUUCCAUCUGAAUGCACAUCAUGUAUUCAUAUGAGACCAUUUUUCCAUGAACUGCAUUCUAUACAUGAGGCUGAAAAAAGUUGUUCUUAAAAGUUUAUAGACUUCUGAAUCUUUAAUU